This is a messenger RNA of Monomorium pharaonis (pharaoh ant), 6094 nucleotides long. RefSeq names its product repetitive proline-rich cell wall protein 2 (gene Vajk4). The transcript has 2 exons. The coding region runs from base 454 to 1590 and encodes 378 amino acids. Lineage: Eukaryota; Metazoa; Arthropoda; Insecta; Hymenoptera; Formicidae. The record is from RefSeq and is a predicted model, not a curated record.
GUAUAAUUACUUUUGUAGAAGAAAGUAACUAAACGUUUAAUUCUCUUUAAAGUAAAUCACCCUAUAAAAUCAAGAAAAUAUAUUUUGUACAAGUAUUAAAAUUAUACAUAUGCAAAAUCUGCCUAUACAUCGCGUCCCUAUAUAUACCUAUGAUCGUCAUAUCGAACAGAAAAAUAUAAUUCAAUUCACGUGUCAGGAGACAUUUAACACUUUCAAUGAGCCAAAUUUUAGGCGGUCGCGAAAUAAAUUCGUGUGCGUAUCCAUUUCCUGAACUCGCCCAAGCGACUUUUUUGUCAGUGUACGUAAAGCAAGACCCCGUGCGGAUAAUAUAAGCGAUGAGGUGCAGGGAAAGUGCUAAGCUAUUAUAGCGCGGAGUAUAUAAGACUCAGCCUAGAAAACGUAGCGGUUCAGUUAGUGGUCAUACGCCACGCUAAAACAUACGUGAACUCGAGAAUGAAUAUUAAGAUUGCCAUCAUUUUGGUGGCGGUGGCCACCCAAGUUGUAUGUGUAAAGAAUUCGAGCAAGGCGGAUUCGAACAAAAGCACGCAAAAUGCCGAAGCAGAGUCAACGGAGAAAAAAACUGAAAAACGUGGACUCCAGCAUAGUUUUGGUGACAUAGGGGGUGGCGGUGUCGAUCUACACGGUGGUGGUGGCGGCGGCGGCGGCGGCGGCGGUGGUUACGAAGCACACGAUCACGUGAAGACGGUGACGGUUGUAAAGAAAGUGCCGGUACCUUAUGAAGUAACAAAGCACGUACCCUAUCUGGUGGAGAAGCACGUACCGUACGAGGUGAAGGUCGGCGUGCCGCAGCCCUACACAGUCGAAAAGCAUGUGCCCUAUCCGGUGAAGGUGUUCGUCAAAGUGCCGGUCCACGUGCCACAGCCGUACACUGUCGAGAAGAAGGUGCCGUAUGAAGUGAAGGUGCCGGUGGACAAACCUUACGAGGUCAAGGUAUACGUGCCACAACCCUACACCGUGGAGAAGCACAUACCAGUGCCGGUGAAGGUACCGGUUCCGCAGCCCUACACCGUCGAGAAGCACGUGCCCUUCCCAGUAAAGGUAAAGGUGCCGGUACCACAGCCGUACCCUGUGGAGAAACCAGUGCCCUACGAGGUGAAGGUACCGGUGGACAAACCGUAUCCGGUCCAUGUGCCGAAACCAUAUCCAGUCACCGUGGAAAAACCGUAUCCGGUGCCGGUCGAAAAGCCAAUACCGUACGAAGUGAAGGUGCCAGUCGACAAGCCGUAUCCGGUGCCGGUGGAAAAACCAUAUCCUGUACCGGUGAAGGUGCCAAUUCCGCAACCGUACCAUGUUCACAAACCAGUACCGGUGCCGGUGGAAAAGCCGGUCCCGGUGCCGAUCAAAGUGCCGGUCGACAAGCCGUACUUCGUCGAGAAGGAGGUUCCGGUUCCGGUCGACAAGCCGGUGCCGGUGCCAGUUAAGGUGCCCGUUCAUAUACCAGUUCAUAUACCGAAGUACGAACAUCACGGUGAUCUGGGAGGCGGCGAUUACGGCGGAUAUGGUGGCGGCGAUGGAGGAGGCGGUGUCGACUUCCACGGUGGUGGCGGUUACGAUUCGUUUCACGGCUGAUCCUCGUGACAACGAAGCGCGACGGAGAAGAGACGCGUGAAGCGAGCAUCAAGAAGCGUUUUUACUUUCAACAAACGCUCUCGCUUUCUCGAUGUUAGACGAUCGCGUUUUCCUCCGAAUCGAGAUACUUUUCGAAAAUUAGUUUAUCAAUUCUCGAGAAGUAAUCUCGAGCGCUGUACGAAAUUUUAGCUGCUUUAAGCGAAGAUCUUUGCUCCGAGAUUGCUAGCAAAUUAGAAGAAAUAUGCAAGUGACAAUUAGCUGUCGCGACGUUGACGAGUUCAUCGACGUAUUCUUGUAUUAUAUUUCCGGUGGACGUAACGCGGUUAUUCGAUAAUACUCGUAGACUGCGUAUUCUAAGUUAAGCGGAAUCGAUUUUAUAUUCUAUGGAUUAUGUUCUUCGCGAUAACGAAUUGCGCAAAAAUAAAUUGACAUAACUGAACAAAUGUGUUCUGCUCUUUUAUGCCCUAAAAAGAUACACGCGCAGAUUACUGGCUGCACGUUAUUGGCUUAACGUUCGCGGCAAUCCGUUAUGUAUGUACACGCGUAGCAUUGCUGUGAGAUAUGUUUACCGUACUUGAGAAAAGUUGUACCUAAGAUAAGUGAAAAAUUCAUUGUGAAAAGAAUAUACCUAUCUUUUUAUAUCAAAGAUUUAAUAAAUACUGUGCCCAUUACACCUCACUUUUCUCGAACCUUAAUCUUAAUAGCGGAUCUAAAAGACUUCGCUUUUCUUAUCGCGAAUAAGAUGGAAUGCGAGAUAAUGCGGAGAGAUAAAAUAAUAAUGCAUCGUCCGUUAUGGUGUAUGACGCGCGCAGAUUCAUGCCGAUCAUAUCAAACGUGUUGCGCACAACAUAGCGAGAGUAUAAAUCAACGUCAAGAUUCACUUUCUCGAGAAAAUUUCGUCGACCGCGAGAACUCUCACUCUUCUAAAUUCAUUGUUCGGCGCAGGAACGCGCGUUUCUUGCGUAUUAUCCGAGCACUGACGACGUAGAGGGGAGGGAAAAAGAAAAACAUAUUUAUUUAUAUCCGCCGGAGUCCAAAAAGUACGAGUCAAGACUCGCUCGUAAAUUACGGCGACGCUUUCCGCGUUUGCCUUCCGCUCCGGCGAGCGCGGUAAAAGCCGCGACAUUAUUGAUGUUAGUGCCCGACGAGAGAUCGUUAAGUUCCCGAGCGCGAAAAUGGUCGAGGAGAGAGGGGGACGAAGGGGAAGUGUAUCCGAGCCUCGAGACAGAAGCUGCGUGCACUUCCGCAAACACUUUCGAUUCCUGGGCGAAUCUUAUAAUCUCCCAUGUACGCCCGGGCCGCAAUUAAGAGCACUCUAGACACACGCGUUCAAGAAAGCAUUACUUUCUCCGUCGGGGCCAACGAGCCUGCCGUGUAAACACGUAAAACGUUAUACUCCAAAGCGCGUCGAGACGUUCGAUGAACGUUAUCUCCGCCACUCCUUUCACCCAACUCGAUUGAAAUUUCAAUACCGAUCAAAAUUUGAUAGAGGGAAUUUUUUUGCUGCUCUUAAGUAGACGCAAACGCGAGUAUAACGUCAUUAUAAUUCGGUACGCGACGCCUUUUGAACGUCCGGAAUUAAGCACGUUCUGUAUUAGCCGCUAAUUAAUAUCUCGCUAAAAUGAUAUUCACAAAUUCAUAAAAAUUAAUUCACUUAAUUCGAUAGGAAAUAUUCGCCGGAUGGAGGAAAAUAUUUCUGGUGAAAUUGGGUCGGCCACAUCAACGAACGAAUUUCCUGUUUCGUUACACGGGACGGACAGCCGGCUUUACCCCGGGUUUCCCUAUCGAUAUUAUCAGCCGCCGCCACGGCGUAAUUGAAAUUCGCGGCGCGCAAUUAAAUACGAAUAAAGAUUAAGAUAUCCGAAGCGUUGUGUAUAUGCGCUACAUCGAAAAACCCGACGAACGUUUCACCGCUUCUCUCUCCAGUUUAACCACUAAUAAAAUCUAGGUUCCGCGAUCUGUUUAUGAUGGAUGCAAAAAAUUUACGGAAAACUGCCGUGGUGUAUUAUCGAACACAGGAGAAAUCGAUAAUGACGCAAGACACUCAGAAGAUACGCCGGUCCGCUCCCCUCUGCCGUUAAGUGCAAUUUAUAAUAUCGGAUGUACUUAGGUAGCACACGUUAUUAGUACACGUAACGAGCUAACGACAAGAUUAGUUAGUGGUCGAUGAAACGAUCGCGGUCUUGAGUACGUGAGACUGUAGAGUGUACAGUUUGUGAUUGUACGUGUAUAAACGCGUAUACGUGUGCGUGCGCCGAUGCAACGCGAGGUGAGACCGCGCGCGUUGGGCGAACGACCGGCUCUCCGUGAAAGUGAAAAAAAAAAAUGACGACGAUUCUGCGAUGCGUGAAUUAUAGCCCCACGCGCUGUACAGGUAUCAAGCUCUUUCCUACGCCGAGAUGCCGCGGGCACUUCCGGUUUUCUAUCGGCGCUCUUUGGUAAUAAUAAGGAAGAAAGUUUCCCGCCGCCUGCCUCGCGCUUUUGUAUUCCGUUCAUCUAACGGGAGGAUGCACCGCGCGUUUUAUUUCCGGACUGAUUCGCAUAAUCACGAUUUCGUAAUUGUUUCUCCGACGGGAAGACGCAUUACCAAUUACAAUAUACGCAAAAGGAUUGUUUCGAAAGUGCAUUUCACGUAAUAAUCCGUCCGAAUAAUCUUUCCGCACUUCUUAAUGAGAACUACUUGUUUAAUUUUAAUUUCAUUGUUCAAAUUAUAUAUUUCGUGUGUAAUUCGCAUUUCGUUUCUCUUUUUUUUUCCAACUCUGGUCGUCUUUGGAGAGACGAUGACGUUCUACGGCUUUUCCGUGACACAGGGGAAGCCAAUCGCGUAAACUAAAUUUCUGCACCAUUAUCUACUUCCACUCUCCGACGUUUCAACCCCGUUCCAGGUUUAUUCGCGAAGGAAGGAGGAAGAAGGGUAGGACGGGCUCUCUUAUCCGCCGUCGCUGUGGCGGGUGUCGGUGGCGCGACUGUGAAGCGAAGGCAAUUAUCGUAGCGAAACUUGAACGUGGCAACGCGCCCCGAGGACGAGACGGGCUUUCGAGCUUCGAUGUGUGGGAGUGAGUGUUUGGCGUCUGAUACGACGGGUCAGGUCCCCGGGGAUUCUCAGGGACUCAAACGGGACUAUCCCGCCGCCUCUCUCUCAUCACAGUUAAUUACCAGUCCUCGGCCGCGCGCUCAAGUCGGUCGGUCGUCUCUCUUUCUCACUCCGUUUACCUUAGUCCCUUUAGUCCUCCUCGAACCCAUAUCGCUUCCGCCGAGCGAACCACCCUCAAUAAUCCGAGCGACCGUACCGUUUCCUACUGUUCUGGAAGCUUUUUUCCCAGCCAAAGUAAUUUUCGCGAAACGCGCAAUCAAUUGUUAAAUUACUUUAAAAGCGAAAUAAAGAAUUACUAUCUCCUUCUUUUAUUUUACGCACACUAAAUUGCACGAGAGAUUGCUUGUGUGUAGAUAUAUAUUUUUAAAGUUGUUUUUCUACCGUUACUAAUAUAUAUUAUCAUUAAAAUGAUUAAUUUAACUUGUAUCAGUAUUCCUGCACUCCAUUCACGAAUCGUAAUAAAAGUUUCUAUCCAAUUAUUACAAGACUUUCCCUGCAUUAGGCGCACUCGAGAGAUACACAUCUUAUACGAGGCGCGUUCUUUAACGCGAUGGAAAAAAACAAUCGUACGGAUAUCCGAAAGGCUUUUUUCAUAAACGCCCGUUAAUGGAUUUGAUUCGCGCAGGAUGUCUGAUACAGAGUGUGUCAGGCAUGGCGGGACAAAAAAAAUAUAGAUUCGUACACAUUUCAGCGGUGUCACACACGUAUAGAUAUUUUAAGAGUUACGUGCAAUCAAUAGGCGACAGGGAAACCCCCGUGGGAAUCCAAGCGAGCGAAUCGUAGCGGGAUUGAACGCUUGAAAUGGAAUAAUAUCCAAUAAUCUGGCAGCCGAGAGAACGGGAUAAAAAGGGACGUUUUAUCGGGGCAUCGCAGCAUCCAACCAAGCGGUAUCCGACCAUUUCCGCCAAGCUCCCGGAGCCAUUUCGCCCCCGUUCUCGGGGCUAGCCGGUAAAAUUAAUUAUUGAUUUCGGAUACGCGCAUUCAGUCGCGGCGGACAGCUUUUAAUCGAAAACGAGCCAUCCGUCGCACACCCAUUUCCGACCGCUACGAAUUUAACAACGGAUCGAUCUGGAAAUGCCUGUUUGUGUUACACCAUCACCGCUACUGCUCGUGGCAAAAGACCUCCGACUAUUUGCGGCUAUUCGUUUCAAUUCUGUUUACGAUAACUUUCAAGGUUCUCGACACAUUUAAACCAGAUGCAAAAUAAAUAUUUAAAGUUGGAAACCUGAGUUUCGACAAAUUAAAUAAUAAAAUAAUUCAAGCAAUGCAAUUAUAUUAUAUAUGUUAAUUUGAAUAUUAAUUUGUUCGUAUAUUAAUAUAUAUUGAUUAAUAUAUAUUCUCGAAUUAUAGCUUAUUUCAUAUUUAUCUGAAUGUUAUCAAGAUAUAUUCAAAUUGACAAAACUGACAAAA